GCCUCGCCGGCGGCCCGAGCCCCGCGAGCUCGGCUCCCUGAAGCGCUCCAUUUUUUGGCUCCGCGGUGCGAGCUUCUCUCCUGUGCCCCGACCCGGAGUCACGCUUAGCGUGUUGUCAGUGAGGAACCCAGGCAGCUGUCACCCCAGGAACGCGCGCAGCCCCUCAGGACUCUGCAUCCCUCUCGCGGGGUGUGAGCACCCUCUGAAGCCCACGCCGGGCUUUGGGGUCAGCAGAGCGAUGGGGGAAGACGUCAGCUAGCAGGAGUUAAAUUAGGAUGCGCAGGGCCCACCAUGUUGCACAGGCUGGGCUGGCUGCUGUUCUACAGUCUCAUGGUACUGCUGCUCAGCUGUCUGCUCUUUCUGAAGAAGGAGGUCCCCCUGGCAGGGGACCUCAAGACCCACCAAUCCUUCUGGGAACCCUCUGGGGCUCACCACAGCCAGUACCUACCCAAUCGCACAGUGGCUAACACUUCCCUAUCCCUGCCUGGUCGUCACCGCCUCUUCUUGACUUAUCGCCACUGCCGAAAUUUCUCUAUCCUGCUGGAGCCUUCAGGCUGUGCCAAGGACACCUUCCUGCUCUUGGCCAUCAAAUCUCAACCUGGUCACAUGGAGCAACGUGCAGCUAUCCGCAGCACUUGGGGCCGAGCAGGGAGCUGGGUUAGGGACAGGCAGCUGAAGCUGGUGUUCCUACUCGGAGUGGCAGGGCCCACACCCCCAGCUCAGCUGCUGGCCUAUGAGAGUGGAGAGUUUGAUGAUAUCCUACAGUGGGACUUUGUGGAGGAUUUCUUCAACCUAACCCUUAAGGAGCUGCACUUACAGCGCUGGGUGGCAAGUGCUUGUCCUCAUGCCCACUUCAUGCUUAAGGGAGAUGAUGAUGUCUUUGUCCAUGUCCCCAAUGUGCUAGAGUUCCUGGAUGGCUGGGACCCAGCCCAGGACCUCCUGGUGGGAGAUGUCAUCCACCAGGCCCUGCCCAAUAGGAACACCAGAGUCAAAUACUUCAUCCCACCCUCCAUGUAUAAGGCACACCACUACCCACCCUAUGCUGGGGGUGGAGGCUAUGUCAUGUCCAGAGCCACAAUAAGGCACCUCCAAGCAGCCAUGGAGGGGACUGAGCUCUUUCCUAUUGAUGUCGUCUUUGUGGGCAUGUGCCUGAAGAAGCUGGGGGUACACCCUACACACCAUGCUGGCUUUAAAACAUUUGGAAUACAGCAACCUCUGGACCCUUGCCUAUAUAGAGGGCUCCUAUUGGUACACCGCCUGAAUCCUCUGGAAAUGUGGACCAUGUGGGCACUGGUGACAGACGAGGGGCUCAAGUGUGCAGCUACCCUCAAGCUUCAGCACUGAGGAGUGAGUGGAGCGACAGCCCUAGAGUUGACUCAGUUGAUUCUCAUGAAGACAAACUGAAAACCUCAAAAAUGGAUCCUUGAGGGUCUAAAAGAAAUGCCGAUUUCAUUUUUGUAAACCAUUCCUAUCUUGUUAGCUCUCAUUAAAAAUGCUAAAAUUGGG
This is a messenger RNA of Marmota flaviventris (yellow-bellied marmot), 1506 nucleotides long. The record is from RefSeq and is a predicted model, not a curated record. NCBI's taxonomy places the organism in Eukaryota, Metazoa, Chordata, Mammalia, Rodentia, Sciuridae.